AAAUGAUGGCAUCAGGCAACACUGUCAUCCGAUGCUCUCUGUUUUUUGCUUAAAAAUGGAGAUGCACAAUACUUUAAGUAUUGUACUUUUGCUAGCUUUAGUUAUAUCUUCUGUACUCGCUGAAAUAUUUUCAGACUGUGGCGGUACCCGUGAAGGCCCCAGUGGUGCAAUCGUGUCACCCAACUACCCCAGCAGUUACCCCAACAAUGCCAGAUGUAACUGGACUAUCACAGCUCAGGCCAACGAGAUAAUUGACCUGAAGUUCACCUUUCUUGAUCUCGAUGGCUACGCCGAUUCGUGUCCUGAUGUGGUGACCGUAUACGACGGCGACACCAACCGGGCCACCCCCAUACAGCAGCUGUGUAGGCUGAAGGAGAAAGCCGAACUAAACAACUUGUACAUCCGCUCCACAGGGAACAAAAUGUUCGUCACGUUUUUAUCUGAUGCCACUAACGUUAGGCCUGGAUUUCUGGCAACCUUUGAAGCACACGAAUGUCCAGCUAUGACGUACGGUACCGAGAAAUGUAACCAUACCUGUGACUGUAACCGGGACAACACCGCCUACUGUAGUAACCUCAACGGAAGAUGUUACUGCAAGCCUGGUUGGACGUCCGCCCGCUGUGACGUGGACAUCAACGAAUGCGCGGACCUCCAAGUAGACAGGUGCCCGUACGAUUACGUCACCUGCGUCAACACGCCGGGGAACUUUACCUGCGAUUGCCUGCCCGGGCUGGUCAAGAACGCCAGCAGUCGGUGUGUAGCAAAACCCAACACCAGAUGUGUACUGCAGUGUUCCCAUUUGUGUGGAAUCUCAGACGAUUCAGUGGAACAUUGUUACUGCCCUUACUACAUGCUGCUCAACGGCACCAACUGUGAAGCAUGUAAACCUAUGACCUACGGCAAGAGCUGUGAGCGCACGUGCAGGUGUAACACUGCUCACACGGUCACGUGCAACAGUGUGACGGGUCAGUGCGUGUGUGCUGAAGGCUGGUCAGGUGUCGACUGUUCCCUGGACGUCAACGAGUGCGCGUUGAGCAAAUACCUGAGCAUCUGCAGCGCGAGCCCGAACAUGGUGUGUGUCAACACGGUGGGCAGUUACAGGUGUGAGUGUGUUGCUGGGUACGAAACUAAACCAGGGAACAGCAGCUGCGUCAGGAAAGGAAAAUAG
Molecule: messenger RNA, 1168 nt
Organism: Physella acuta
Lineage: Eukaryota; Metazoa; Mollusca; Gastropoda; Physidae
Product: multiple epidermal growth factor-like domains protein 10
Molecular function (GO): calcium ion binding
Source: RefSeq, a predicted model, not a curated record